AUGGCACAACGGCCGCCGUCUGAUCGGAACAACCUCCCGGCGUCAAACCUGGUGUGGGUCCCCCGCCCGCUUCCUCCCCAUUUUCCGCGGUUUCUUCACGUUUCCUCUUUCCUCUCCUCGCUUCUCUCCCUCCCAAGCAACCGCUUCUCGCCGGCGGUGCCGCCACCGUCUCGGCGCCUCGCCGUACUAGCGCCAGAGGCUUCUCCGAUAUCUCGGGAGGCGUCGCCCGCGGCUUCGUCGGCCGAUGAGCCGCUGCCCUGUUUCCUCUCGUGCAAUAUAAUGGUGUCAAGGCCUGUAGUGCUUGUAUUCCUGUUGCUGAUACUCGUAGUCACGUCCCAGUUUGAAUGGAAGCAACAGCUUGUAAAUGAGUUGGAAUCUAAAGCUCGCAACCAGAAACAUGUUUCAAGUAGAGAAGAGCUUGUCAAGGAUCAGCAGAAUUUUGGACUUAUGCUAUUUCCUAAUGAAAUUCUUAUUGUAAGAGUGUUUCUUGACGUGGAGAUCAGGGGUCCUCUUGUCUUGUUACGCCACUCCUGUUGCGGAGCAGCAAUGUUUGAAAGGGAGCUGUCGGCAUGCCAUCUUCUUAAGUGCAGGUUGUACUAUAAGGCAAUGAUGACCAUGCCAAUGAAGGGCUGGAAUGCUAUCUUUACAGGAAAUGUAGAUGUUCAUACAUUUUUAUGA
Messenger RNA from Miscanthus lutarioriparius, 678 nucleotides. NCBI's taxonomy places the organism in Eukaryota, Viridiplantae, Streptophyta, Magnoliopsida, Poales, Poaceae. The record is from the annotation of a GenBank genome assembly.